Aphidius gifuensis is the source of this 4849-nucleotide messenger RNA. RefSeq names its product chitin synthase chs-2 (gene kkv). Bases 54 to 4829 code for a protein of 1591 amino acids. Gene Ontology annotation, molecular function: chitin synthase activity. The transcript has 11 exons. The record is from RefSeq and is a predicted model, not a curated record. Gene Ontology annotation, cellular component: cell periphery; cell septum. Lineage: Eukaryota; Metazoa; Arthropoda; Insecta; Hymenoptera; Braconidae.
CAAAUAAGAAAUUUAUAAAUAAAAAAAAAAAGAAAAUCCUUGAAAUUAACAGGAUGGCUAAGAUGCAAGUGCAACAUCAAAAUGGAGCUGUUCCAGUUGUUGGUACAGGUGGAGGUGCAGGUGGAGGUGGUGGCGGUGGUGGAGGUGAUGAUGACGAUGAUGAUUUUACAGAUGAUGAAACAACACCACUUGCUGAUGAAUACGGUGGAAGUCAAAGAACAAUUAUGGAAACAAAAAGUUGGGAUGUAUUUCGUGAUCCACCAUUAAAAAUAGAUUCUGGUUCAAUGGCUGAUCAAAGAUGUCUUGAUAUAACAGUACAAAUAACAAAAUUAAUUGUUUAUUUAUUGGUAUUUGUUAUUGUAUUAUUUUGUGGUGUUAUUGCAAAAGGUACAUUAUUAUUUAUGACAUCACAGCUACGUUCAGAACGUGUUGUAUUUUAUUGUAAUAAACAACUUGGUCGUGAUAAACAAUUUAUUGUAACAUUACCAGAAGAAGAACGUAUUGCAUGGAUAUGGUGUAUAAUAAUAGCAUUUAUUGUGCCAGAAUUUGGCACAUUAUUUCGUAGUUUACGUAUGUGUAUAUUUAAAUCAUGGAAGAAACCAUUGUCAUCACAUUUUCUAUUAGUUGGUAUGAUGGAAACAUGUCAUGUUGUUGGUUUAUCAAUGUUGCUAUUUGCUGUUCUGCCAGAUAUUGAUGUUGUUAGAGGUGCAAUGUUGACAAAUUGUGUUUGUUUUGUACCUGGUUUACUUGGUUUAUUAUCAAGAAAUAAAAAUAAAGAUGAAUCAAGAAGAUUUGUCCUGAUACUUGUUGAUUUUGCUGCUCUAAUUGCACAAGCAAGUGGUUUUGUCAUAUGGCCAUUGAUUGAUGGUAAUAAAAAUAGUCUUUGGAUAAUACCAAUAUCAUUGUUUUUAGUGUCAUGUGGCUGGUGGGAAAAUUAUGUAUCAAUACAAAGUCCAAUUGGUAUUGUACGAUCACUUGGUAGAGUUAAAAAAGAUUUACGUUUAACAAGAUAUUUUACAUAUAUGUUUGUAUCAAUAUGGAAAGUAUUAAUAUUUUUCAUAUCAACAUUAAUUAUUUUACAUAUUAAAAAUGAAAAUAUUGGACAUUUAUUUACAAUGUUUAGUACAGCAUUUGGUGAACAUACAAUAACAGUUACAGCAAUACGUCAAGCAUCUGCUGGUAUUAUACCAGAUCUUGAAGAUAUAAUACGUACAAGUGAAACUGAAACAAUAAAUGCUGAUUUUAAUACACCAACAUAUGUACUUUUAUUUCAAAUAUUUGGUGCAUAUUUUGCAUAUAUAUUUGGUAAAUUUGCAUGUAAAAUAUUAAUACAAGGUUUUAGUUAUGCAUUUCCAGUUAGUUUAACAAUACCAGUAUUAAUAUCACUAUUAAUUGCUGCAUGUGGUUUGCGUAAUGGUGAUCCAUGUUUUUUCAAUGGUACAAUACCAGAUUAUUUAUUUUUUGAAUCACCACCAUUGUAUUUUUUAAAUGAUUUUGUAUCAAAACAAUAUGCAUGGGUAUGGUUAUUAUGGCUACUAUCACAAACAUGGAUAACAAUACAUAUAUGGACACCAAAAUGUGAAAGAUUAGCAUCAACUGAAAAAUUAUUUGUUGUACCAAUGUAUAAUUCAUUGUUGAUUGAUCAAUCACUGGGUUUAAAUCGUAAACGUGAUGAUCAGCCAGAAGUUAAAGUACAAGAUUUAGCUGAAAUUGAACGUGAAAAAGGUGAUGGUGAUUAUGAAACAAUAUAUGAACAAACAGAUGGUUCAACAACAACAACAACACCACCAUCAACAGUUAAAAGUAGUGAUCAUGUAACACGUAUUUAUGCAUGUGCAACAAUGUGGCAUGAAAAUAAAGAAGAAAUGGUUGAAUUUUUAAAAUCAAUAUUACGUCUUGAUGCUGAUCAAUGUGCACGUAGAAAUGCACAAAAUUUUUUAAAAGUUGUUGAUCCAGAUUAUUAUGAAUUUGAAACACAUAUAUUUUUUGAUGAUGCAUUUGAAUUAUCUGAUCAUGAUGAUAAUGAGGUACAAUGUAAUCGUUUUGUCAAGUUAUUAUUAGCAACACUUGAUGAAGCAGCAUCAGAUGUACAUUCAACAAUAAUGCAUGUUAGAGCACCUAAAAAAUAUCCAACACCAUAUGGUGGUAGAUUAACAUGGACAUUACCUGGUAAAACUAAAAUGAUUGCACAUUUAAAAGAUAAAAAUAGAAUAAGACAUCGUAAACGUUGGAGUCAAGUUAUGUAUAUGUAUUAUUUACUUGGUCAUCGAUUAAUGGAACUACCAAUAAGUGUUGAUAGAAAAGAAGUUAUUGCUGAAAAUACAUAUCUAUUAACACUUGAUGGUGAUAUUGAUUUUCAGCCAGAUGCUGUCAAAUUACUUGUUGAUUUAAUGAAAAAAAAUAAAAAUCUUGGUGCAGCAUGUGGUAGAAUACAUCCAGUUGGUUCUGGUUUAAUGGUAUGGUAUCAAAAAUUUGAAUAUGCCAUUGGACAUUGGUUACAAAAAUCAACAGAACAUAUGAUUGGUUGUGUGUUAUGUAGUCCUGGUUGUUUUUCGUUGUUUAGAGGUAAAGCACUUAUGGAUGAUAAUGUUAUGAAAAAAUAUACAACAAGAUCUGAGGAUGCACGUCAUUAUGUACAAUAUGAUCAGGGUGAAGAUAGAUGGCUAUGUACUCUACUUUUACAAAGAGGAUAUAGAGUUGAAUAUUCAGCAGCAAGUGAUGCAUAUACACAUGCACCAGAAGGUUUUAAUGAAUUUUAUAAUCAAAGAAGAAGAUGGGUACCAUCAACAAUGGCUAAUAUUAUGGAUUUAUUAAUGGACUCUAAAAGAACAAUUAAAAUUAAUGAUAAUAUAUCAUUGCCAUAUAUUGCAUAUCAAAUUUUAUUAAUGGGAGGUACUAUUCUUGGACCUGGUACAAUAUUUCUUAUGUUGGUUGGUGCCUUUGUUGCAGCAUUUAAAAUUGACAAUUGGACUAGUUUUUAUUACAAUAUUAUACCAAUUUUAUUAUUCAUGCUUAUUUGUUUUACAUGCAAAGCUGAAAUACAACUUCUAUGUGCUCAAAUAUUAUCAACGAUAUAUGCAAUGGUUAUGAUGGCGGUGAUAGUUGGUACAGCACUUCAAUUGGGUGAAGAUGGAAGUGGAUCACCCUCAGCAAUAUUUUUAAUGUGCAUGUCAUCAUCAUUUCUCAUUGCGGCAAUAUUUCAUCCACAAGAAUUUUCAUGUAUUCUACCAGCAUUAAUUUAUUUACUAUCAAUUCCAUCAAUGUAUUUACUUCUUAUAUUAUAUUCAAUUAUUAAUUUAAAUGUUGUAUCAUGGGGUACAAGAGAAGUUCAAGUUAAAAAAACAAAAAAAGAAUUGGAACAAGAAAAAAAAGAAGCUGAAGAAGCCAAGAAAAAAGCUAAACAAAAAUCAUUACUUGGUUUCCUUCAAAAUGGAGCUGGAUCAAAUGAUGAUGAUGAAGGUUCAAUUGAAAUUUCACUUGCUGGAUUAUUUAGAUGUAUGCUUUGUACACAUGGUAAACCAUCAAGUGAAAAACAACAACUUGUUGCUAUUGCUGAAUCAUUAGAAUUACUUGGUAAACGUCUACAAGAUAUUGAAAGAGCUGUUGAUCCACAUGGACAAGUUUCUGGUCGUCGACGUGCAUCAUCAGUAGGUUCAAGAGCUGAUCAUCUUGGUGCUAUUGGUGAAGAUCCAGAUGAAGAACACAAUGCUGAUAGUGAUGAUGAAUCUGAAUCACAAAGUCAAAUAAAUGAAACACAAAAUGACAAUAAUAAUAAUAAUUUUCCAUCACGUCCAUAUUGGCUAAGUGAUCCAGGCUUGAAAAAUGGUGAAGUUGAUAGUAUAUCAAUGCAAGAAGAAACAUUUUGGAAAGAGCUACUUGACAAGUAUCUUUAUCCAAUUGAUGAAGACAAAACAGAAAAGGCUCGUAUUGCUGCUGAUUUACUUGAAUUACGUAACAAGAGUGUAUUUGCAUUUUUAAUGUUUAAUGCUCUUUUUGUAUUGAUUGUUUUCUUGUUACAAUUGAACAAGGAUCAACUUCAUAUUGUCUGGAAAUUUGGUGGUGUCAAAACCAACAUAACAUUUGAUGAGGAAACACAAGAGGUACACAUAACAAAAGAAUAUCUUCAACUUGAACCAAUUGGUCUUGUUUUUGUAUUUUUCUUUGCAUUGAUUCUUGUCAUACAAUUUACUGCCAUGUUGUUUCAUCGUUUUGGUACAUUUGCACAUAUAUUAGCAAGUACACCAUUAAAUUGGUAUUGCACUAAAAAGUCAAAGGAUCUUUCUGAAGAGGCCUUGCUAUCAAAACAUGCAAUUGAAAUUGUAAGAGAUUUACAAAGACUUGAUGGAAUGGAGGGUGAUUAUGAUGAAGGCAGUGGAAGUGGUCCUGGUCGACGAAAAACAAUUAGAAAUUUAGAAAAAAGUAGAAAAAAAACACAAGCAAUAAAUACACUUGAUGUUGCAUUUCGUCAACGUUUUUUCAGUAUGGCUGAAGGAAAUGGUUUACCAAGAAAUAUGUCAAUGCGUCAAUCAACAAAAGCAUUUAAAGCAUUUGAGGGUAGAAGAAAUAGUAUUAUGGCAAUGAGAAAAAAAUCACAAAUGCAAACACUUGGAGCAAAUAAUAUUUAUGGUGUUGCUGGUAAUGCACUUGGUAUACAACCACGUCCAACACGUAGCAGUCAAAUAUCAGUUAAAGAUGUAUUUGCUGAUCCAAAUCCAAUAAUUCCUGGUCAUGUUAAUGGAGGAUAUGAGGCUGAUGACAGUCCAAGAAAUAGCUUGAGAUUACAACCAAUGGUUGGAGCCAAUUGGCGUGAUACUAAUUCCAAGAUGUAGUUUAUUUUAUUAUUUUUUUU